AUGUGGAAAGGCAUACGGGCUAUCACAAACUACAGGAUAGCCCCUCCUGAGUGUGAUGAUGAGGCGGACUUCCUCAAUGAACUCAAGAACUUCUUUGGGAGGUUCGAGGCACUAAAUAACACUACUGCAGUGAAAGCUGUUCCCCAUCAGGAUGAAAAGGCACUCUGUCUUGAUACAGCUGAGGAGCGGAGGACUCUGAGGAGAGUCAACACAUGGAAGGCCCCAGGCCUCGAUAAUAUUCCUGGUCGGUCCUGCAACAUCCCUCCUGCCAACCUUGAGAUCCUCGCCAAGGACCGCCUGAACUGGAAGUGGACUGUGUCCCAGGGAGUCCGCCACUUCGAGGAAGAACAGACCAGGCUGAGGGAGGAGAAACGGGCCCAGCGAGCGACACCUUCGGGUUCAGCUGAUUCCUACACGAGUAGACCCUCGGACUCCGACCUGUCCCUGGAGGAGGAUAAGGAGGCGUCUCGGCGGGAAGCCGAGCGCCAGGCCGUACUGCAGCUCGAAAGAGCCAAGUCCAAACCUGUGGCUUUUGCAGUAAAGACUAAUGUGAGCUACUGUGGGGCCCUCGAUGAGGACUGUCCUGUGCAGGGUGCAGCUAUCAACUUUGAAGCCAAAGACUUUCUCCAUAUCAAAGAAAAGUACAAUAAUGACUGGUGGAUCGGACGACUGGUAAAGGAGGGGGCUGAUAUCAGCUUCAUCCCGAGUCCAGCCAAACUGGAGGCCAUGCGUCUCAAGCAGGAGCUGAAAGCUGCACAGAGGAAAGCAGGAGGGAAUGCACAGUCAGGAGGCUGGAGGUCCACUCCUCCUUCAUCUGCCAAACAGAAGCAAAAGCAGACAGAGCAUGUUCCACCAUAUGAUGUCGUACCCUCCAUGAGGCCGGUUGUGCUGGUUGGACCUUCACUGAAAGGCUAUGAGGUGACGGAUAUGAUGCAGAAAGCACUGUUUGACUUCCUAAAGCACAGAUUUGAUGGAAGAAUCUCUAUUACACGAGUGACUGCCGAUCUGUCUCUGGCUAAAAGGUCUGUACUCAAUAAGAAAGCCAUCGUGGAGAGAUCCAAUACACGCUCCAGCUUAGCUGAGGUCCAGAGUGAGAUAGAGAGGAUAUUUGAGCUAGCAAAGUCCUUGCAGUUGGUGGUACUGGAUGCAGACACCAUUAACCACCCAGCACAACUGACCAAGACUUCCCUCGCUCCCAUCAUCGUGUAUGUUAAAGUGUCGUCCCCAAAGGUUCUCCAAAGACUCAUCAAGUCCAGGGGAAAGUCUCAAAGCAAGCACCUAAAUGUACAGAUGAUGGCAGGAGACAAACUCGCCCAGUGUCCAGCGGAAAUGUUUGAUGUCAUCCUGGAUGAGAAUCAGCUGGAGGAUGCAUGUGAACACUUGGCCGAGUACCUGGACAUCUACUGGCGUGCAACUCACCUGCCUGGCUCCGCCCCUGCAAACCCCCUAUUGGAGCAAAAGGUGGUAACCCCACCCUCAGGCAACUCCAGCCAACAGUUCUCUGAGACCCAGGAAUUGAUUGAAUGAGUGCUGUCAAAGCUCUGGCUUACAGUACAGGUGGUGGAAAGUUCCAGAGCCUCCCUCAGUCCGUCUCUCAGAGGUCAGCCCCUCUCGGCCUCUGAAUGGAGCAGCUGCCCCCUGAGGGGGAGGAGGAUGGAGAGAUGAGGAUAUAUUAGGAAGAGGAUGAACUCCACCAUACCGGGCACACAGGAGGCACCACUUCGAUCCGCAACUAGCACAGCCGUCUAUGUGUGCCCCGUCUCCACAUCUCAGGACCGCUCCUCUGCAGCACAACUUGCACACACACAUACACACACACACACACAGAUGCAACACAAUUCCUGGCAGUAAACGCUUGAGAGCCCUAUUCGGAUAGGAUUAAUUCUACAUGGGCCGUUGAUUCUUUACAGGUGCUACUCCAUGAUCUUAUUUUUACCCGGAUCGGCAGGGUUGGUGUAUUCCUCUGUCCUCCUAUGAGAAGAUUCCAACCCAAAAUACCUACUAGUCUGUGGUGGGUUUCCCAAAAGCCUCUUAACGCUAAGAGCAUCUUAA
Molecule: messenger RNA, 2052 nt
Organism: Neoarius graeffei (lesser salmon catfish)
Lineage: Eukaryota; Metazoa; Chordata; Actinopteri; Siluriformes; Ariidae
Gene: cacnb3b
Product: calcium channel, voltage-dependent, beta 3b
Exons: 15
Coding region: 1-1527 (508 amino acids)
Biological process (GO): neuromuscular junction development; chemical synaptic transmission; calcium ion transmembrane transport
Cellular component (GO): voltage-gated calcium channel complex
Molecular function (GO): protein binding; high voltage-gated calcium channel activity
Source: RefSeq, a predicted model, not a curated record